This is a messenger RNA of Ogataea philodendri, 1311 nucleotides long. RefSeq lists its product as uncharacterized. The coding region runs from base 1 to 1311 and encodes 436 amino acids. The record is from RefSeq and is a predicted model, not a curated record. The transcript has a single exon. Lineage: Eukaryota; Fungi; Ascomycota; Pichiomycetes; Pichiales; Pichiaceae.
AUGAUUGGCAACCAUUUUGUGUUCAAGCGGGUUUUGCUCACCAUUCUGUUCAGUUUCUUUGCUUCGCUGUUGAUUUACACCGACUAUCUACAGGAAUUGUAUCUUUUCAGCAACAAGUUCAGACUCACCGAAUUCAAAGUGGAUAUGGAAACUUAUCACUUCUUGAAAGAAUACUCUGAUCUGGAACAACAGUCUGUCACUCCAUUGAAACUGGCCAAGGACAUCGAAUCUCCCGUGAAUGAGUUCUAUAUGGACUCUCCUUUCCCGAAACUGGAUCUGGUCUAUGUUGGUCCCACGUUUAUUGAAAACGGCUCAAUUGCCCUAAACUGCGAAUACAGCUUCACCAAGUUCAAAUGUCGUGUUCAGGGCCUCAUCCGCAGCGAGAAGACGUAUCUUGCCAACACAUAUUUAAACGACUCGAAAUUUGAGGAAAUCGAGUUCAAAACUUCGUACCACGCCCUGUUGCAAUUUUACAAGCUCCGCCAUCUUGCAACCACCAAUAACCAGUCCAACCUGCGCCUGAUCACCAACUAUCUGUUUCUGUUUGGGUUCAACGGGACAAAUAUCCCGCUAUUUUCGUCUCCAACAGAAGAAGUCGAUUUGUCGGUCAUUGACAGGAAAAUCGAAAACUACAACAAGAUCCAAAACUGUGUCAAGGAUCUGCUGGUUCUUGUGCAGCUCAAGAUCGUCAACUUCGCAUUGAUCGGCGUGUCGUUUGUGUCUGUGCUAUUUUUGCACCUGGUGUUGUACUGGCUGCUGUAUCUGGUAUGUGGAGGCUCAUCCCGAUCCAGGGCUAACCGCGGCCCCGAUCCCAACGAGCGGGACAUAGUCGUGCCGGAUUACGUUAUGCAUUCGAGCAGCACGAUCCAUUUCGACACGACUGCCAAACCCGAGCACGAUACCGACUACUCAGGCCUGGAGGAACAGAAAGACGAGUAUCAGGAUUUCCGCAAUCAGGACCUGCUGGGAAAGAGCCGGUUCGCAUUCGGACUGAUCAUCGUGUACUGUCUGGUUCACUACCUGGUGUACUAUCUGAUUGACUUUUUGGUUCAACAGGCCAUCAACCGAAUCUUUUGGAACAUUACCAACGGGGAAAUCGAGCUUACUGGAAUAAGCAGUACCAACACGUUGACUGCGUCGGCCGGAUUCCCAGAUACGUCAUCUAGCUUACCCGAAACUAAUUGGAAUUCCAACGGCGGAGAAACGUUCACGACAUUGUUAAAUAUUUGUGGCUUGGUGCUUAAUACGCUCAUUUUCAGCUUUUUCCAUUACCUAUACGGCAUAUUGGUGUAUGUCUACACGUUGACCUGA